Messenger RNA from Paramacrobiotus metropolitanus, 1814 nucleotides. Its product is annotated as mitochondrial ornithine transporter 1-like. The transcript is spliced from 8 exons. Gene Ontology annotation, biological process: mitochondrial L-ornithine transmembrane transport. Gene Ontology annotation, molecular function: L-ornithine transmembrane transporter activity. Bases 560 to 1531 code for a protein of 323 amino acids. The record is from RefSeq and is a predicted model, not a curated record. NCBI's taxonomy places the organism in Eukaryota, Metazoa, Tardigrada, Eutardigrada, Parachela, Macrobiotidae.
GUAGACUUAGGACUACAGGCAGUCGAAAUCUUUAUUCGGAAUUGUCGUAAUGAGUUUAUUUCGCAAAAAAUAUUGUUGUGAAACAUACUUAACCUUGUGAUAUUAACAAAUUCGGUUAUCCGAAUAAUAUCGUUAAUUUUGUUCAUAUUAAAGAAGGCUUGAGAGGAUGAGUCACCAAGCACACGCCUAUGUCGAAAGCUAAUAGAAAAUCAGCUGAUGGCUUUUGCAGCUGCAAGUGCGAAUCGCCGCACAUACGAAGGAUGCAGUAAAUACUGUACUAAAAACGUUCGCUUUUGUCAGCUUUUGGUUUGUCUUGGGUUCUUGAAAUAAAUUCCGUUUAGUUAUAGCUGUUUCAGUUAAAUUAUAAUUUUGCAGACUGUUCCCCUGUUCGCGCAUUGGAGCAGUUGGACUGGAGAAUUGUUUGGAGUCUCUGCAUAUCGCGCGUGUUUAAGCUGCAUUUUUGCAGGCUUCUCUUUUUUUGCGGCAGAAUUAAUUGGUUCUCCUGAUCGUGAGCUGUAAUUAUCCCAUUGCGCGGAAGUAGUAAUCUAACGAUACAAAAAUGAGGGGACCGUCGCAAGCCGUGGAGGAGCCGAGUGGGAAUUCGACGGGCGUGCAUGCUUACCGUAUUCCGAUCACGGGAGCCAUCGACUUAUUCGCCGGAGCGCUUGGCGGAGGUCUGGCAGUUCUUGUUUGCCAGCCACUGGAUACAAUCAAAGUGAAAAUGCAGACGUAUCCGCAGUUUUUCACGGGCGCCUGGGAUUGCGGGAAGAAAACCUGGAACACACAAGGAAUAAAAGGACUUUACGCCGGAACUGUGCCGUCUUUGGCGGCUAACAUUGCUGAGAAUGCUUCGCUGUUUUUCUUCUACGGACUGUGCCAGAGAGUUGUGCAGAACAUUGUGAAGGUCCCCCGCAUCGAAGAUUUAAACAGCUUCCAGAAUGCAACAGCUGGUGGCGGUGCGGCAUUUUUUACGAGCUUUUUCCUUUGCCCGACUGAAUUGCUCAAAUGUCAACUGCAAGCGAUGGCCGAAGCACGCCAAAUUCAGUUGGCUGAAAAUCCUAACGUGAAAUUGGAACCAAGAAUUGGACCUUGGACUUUGAUGCGGCGAAUAUUGAAACAAGAGGGCGUUAUAGGCAUGUUCAGAGGCUUGAAUAGUACCUUUGCCCGGGAGAUUCCCGGAUAUUUCUUCUUUUUUGGUGGAUAUGAUGCUGCGCGGAAUGUGUUAGCGGGAAAGGGGUCGAAAGAUGAGCUGGGACCGGUCAAAACCGUUUUGUGUGGAGGGUUUGCUGGUGUUUCUUGUUGGGCAGCAAUUUUCCCGGCUGAUGUCGUGAAAAGUCGAUUGCAAACUGGGAGAGCCCAUACAGGAUUUUUCACAACAUUGAUAACGAUUGCGAAAACUGAAGGUGUUCUUGCCUUGUAUAAUGGACUUACACCAACCUUGAUACGAACUUUCCCGGCAUCUGGGAUCCUCUUUGUGGUGUACGAAUUCACCAAAUCCAGUCUGGAGAAGCUGGUAUUUGGCGGAAAGUGACUGUGACCCUGGUGUGGCCUUUUGCUUAUUUACUCCCGAGUGUGAAUUGGUUCUUUGGUUUUAAUUUUAUCAAUGUGGGACGACGUCCGUAAAGGCGUUUUUUAAUGUGUGAACUAACCCUGUGUGUGGUGUCGCCGGUCAGUAUUAGUUUAAGCGCAAUAUCAAUGGGUGAAUCUGUGCUGUUGGGUUUGAUAGACGACGGAGGUGCUCAAAGAUGUAAUUUAUUUAAUGACAUAAGACUACCGGAAGUGGACGUGCCUUGACAAUAAAGCUCAUUGCUGUG